AUGCUGCGGGUCCCUGUAGCCAGGGGUGACCCCACGGCAAUGCUGCGGGUCCCUGUAGCCGGGGGUGACCCCACGGCAACGCUGCGGGUCCCUGUAGCCAGGGGGGACCCCACGGCAAUGCUGCGGGGCCCGAACAAGAUCGUGGACCGGUGCGAGCGGCUCCAGCUGCAGAGCGCUGCCAUCGCCCGGCACGUGGACGAGGUGCUGCCUGCCAAGGACCAGGCCGUCCUGAACGCAGCCACCGCGGCGCGGGAGCUGGUAAUCCAGAGGCUGAUCUUCGUGGGGAACGCGUGUGAAAAUGAAGAACAGCGGCUGCUGGAGAAGGUGCACGCGGAGGAGGAGCGGGCGCACCAGAGCAUCCUGACCCAGCAGGUGCACUGGACGGAGGCUUUGCAGAAGCUGGCUGCCCUCCGAACCUACCUGGUGGACAUGAUCACCAACCUGGACGACCAGGGCCUGGUGCGUGCAGAACAGGAGAUCUUCGAGAGGACAGAGGUGGCGGAAGGAAUCUUAGAGCCACAGGAGUCCCUGAAGUUAAACUUUAAUCAGACCUGCGUUCAGAGUCCACUGCUCCAUCGACUCUGGGCCUCUGCUGUUCUCUGCUGCAUCGCAGGCUCACAGGAGAUUCACAUCGAUGAGAAAACUGUCAGCCCCCACCUCAGCCUGUCAGAAGACAGGAAAACCUUGACCUUCAGCUCCAAAAAAGCAAAGGUGGAGUUGGACUGCCCCGAGCGAUUUGACCACUGGCCCAACGCCUUGGCCACUGUGGCUUUCCACUCGGGAGUCUGUGCGUGGAAGAUCAGCGUGGAGAAGAGCUGCGCCUACAAGCUGGGGGUUUGCUACAGCUCUGUGCCGCGGAAGGGGUCCGGCAACGAAGUCCGCCUGGGCUUCAACGCCGCCUCCUGGGUCUUCUCACGCUAUGACAAGGAGUUCAGGUUCCUGCACGCCGGCCACCCGCGGGCGGUGGAGCUGAUCAAGUCUCCGGCCGAGAUCGGGGUGCUGGUGGACUUUGCGGGAGGGGAGGUGCUCUUUUACGACCCCGAUUCCUGCGCCAUCCUCUUCUCCCACAGGGAGACCUUCGCGGAGCCCCUCUAUCCUGUCUUCGCUGUGGCGCACCAGAGCAUCUCGCUUGUCCAGUGA
Nipponia nippon (crested ibis) is the source of this 1140-nucleotide messenger RNA. NCBI's taxonomy places the organism in Eukaryota, Metazoa, Chordata, Aves, Pelecaniformes, Threskiornithidae. The record is from RefSeq and is a predicted model, not a curated record.